AUGAGCAUAUCAGGUGAUAACAAUUUUUUUCAAUAUUUUUAUUCAUUACUUUGGUUUAGGCUUCAUAAAAAAGCUAAAAGUAAGAGAAUGGGUGAACAUAGGGUUUUUCUUCGUGUCUUUGUCCAUGCUCAUCGCCGGUUCUGUCAUGUUAGCUAUAGCAAUUGCAAGUAUUCCGCCAAUGCGUAAGAUUUCUGAGAGUAAACGGCAAAUCAUAUGGCUUGCAGCUCCAUAUUAUGAUAUCCCAACGACAACUCCUGCUCCAGUUCUUCAACCAAAUGUUUUUUUCACAUCAUCUCUUGCAAAUGGUGUUGCUUGGACUAAUGACUUACAGAGACCUUCGAGUGAUGCUUUUAAAACUUUGGCUUCUGCGCUGAAAACGAACGUAGACACUUUGCUGAUAAAAUUUUUUAAAGUUUUUGUGAACGUUCAGGUUUCAAAUGCAUGGUUGCAAAAACCAAACAGCCGCGUUCAAUUUUCUACUGUACCUUCACCGGUUAUCACGCAGAUCAACGCGUUCUCGUGAGUAUCUUUCGCAAAUAAAAACAGUCAAUAGUGAUUUCAGGCAGGGACAAAACGGAGUGAACUUUUACAUGGAGUUGGUCUUCACUGAUUCAUCAGUCACUAGUUCUGAGGUGGUUGAUUCUUUGACCGCGGAAGGAUACUUGACAAAUGCUUUCAGUUAAUUUAAAUUAAUAUAUAAAUCAUUCUCUAAAUUUUCUUUCAGCAAGUUCCACUUCCCAAUGCACUGAUUUGGUUCCACCAACUCAACAAAGUACACAAUCUCCAGCAAGCCCUCCAACUGUUCCACCUGUGACAGUAACACCAAAUCCAAGAGCCUAUUGCGAUGUUACAGCAAAACUACUGACAAACGUCUUUUUGGUUGAUGUUUCGGAUCCAAUUACAGGAAAUCUCGACAAUAAAUUGGCUCAAGUCACUGCAGUUGGGAACAUUCUAAUGCAAAAAUUGCUCUUGCAGAUCUCGACGUUUCUCAUAAAUGCCCCCUCCUUGGUUAACUUGAACCAAAACUCCAACUGGAAUAACCAAGAGUUCAAACUUGUCAUCUACGGUGGAAAUGAACCGUAUGUUGAGUGCAUUAACAUAACAAAGUUUUAUUUAAUACAGGUCUCCAUUGGGCCAAGCACGAAACCAGAAAUCAUGGAACCAAAUUGUUAGCUAUCUUAACUCUUCAAUUGUGAAUCCAUUGAAAGCUGACGGACAUGAGCUGACUGAGUAAAUUUAUAAAAUUUAUUUAUAUUUUAAUGUAUUUCUCGGUUUUUCAGUGCUCUUCGAUUUGUUGUCAACAACUAUAGGCCAGUACAAGGAGUGGCUGGAAAUAUUAUUGUGAUUGCAGACGGAUUGUGAGCGUUUUUUUUUACUUUGUUUCUAGCAAAUAUGAAAAACACGUUCAGUGAUUUUGAUGAAAUUUCAUCUGCAACAACAAUUGCUACAGUUUUGAAACAACAAUUUUCAUACUCCCUUGGGUUCCUGUUAAUGUCAACUUCUGAAGUACAACAAAACGUUAUUGAAGCCCUCGCAACAGAUUUCUCACAUUUUUAUCAAAUGAGUGAUGUCGGAUACUUGAACAAUCCAUCUGUCUUGCGAACUCAAGCCCAAUGGACAUGUGAAGCUUAUUAUCCAACUGCAGCACCUCCAACUGCCCCGCCUACAAGAAUUCCUCUUAUUACAACGGCGUCAACUACUGUCAAUCCAGCGGCAAAAACUACAGUAAACCCUCUUUUGCCUCCUAUUUCUGCUUGCAAUCUCAACGUGUUGUAUUUGAUAGAUCAAUCGCAAACAAUGAUUCUCAAUGGUUACAGGGUAUAACCAUUUGCCGAAAAUAGAAACACUAAAAACUAAUCUAAAUUUCAGGUUGCAAUUCAGUACGUAAUCAAAUCAGCGACAUCAUUGACUAACUUGAACUCGCAAUCAACUUUUGCAUUUAUUAUUUUUAAUCAACAAAUUGUCGCCGAAUCCGUAUAUCGCUCAUUCAGAAAAAUAACUUUAAAUUAUUUUGUAUUCAGAAUGCUUACACUGAUCUGAACACUUUCAUUGCAUUAAUCAACAGUGCACCCCAAAGUCUCGGAAGUUCUGAUUCAGUCGUGUAUGUUUAUCUUCUCAUCAAUUCAAAAAUCAAGCACAGACUGUGUUUGCAGCGGACUCGGAGAAGCUCUUAAGUUCAUCCAGAACAAAUCACAGUACAAUAAUGAGUCAUAUAGGUCGAUACUGUAUUACAUAACCGAUGGGUACUUUGAACCUGCUGAAGAUUAAUGAUUGUGGGAUUUUUACAGAAACGAAAACAGUGGAUCAAUUUCAAGCGCUGUUAACACGACAAAAACGAUACGAGCGCAAUUGCAAACCGAAGUUGUUGGAAUUGGUAAAAAAAAAACAAUUAUAAAAUUUUCAAAGAAAACCUAUCAUUGAACAGAUCUGGUGGAAACUGCGACAAGCAAACGAAAUGUUCAACAAGUGAUUCAGUAUGGAGUUUUUGAUGGAUACACUCAGUCAGUUUAUGUUGGAGUAAAUCAGCCGAGUGAUGCUCUGAACGAUGCUCUUAUAAACUCUACUAAUUACUUGUUGAAAUGCAAAGGUAGCCACUUGUUUUAUUGUUUUCUCUGUCUAAGAGCCACCCAAUUCAGCCUCCUCCAACUGUUACACUGGCCUCACAUUUGUGAUCGAAACCUCCGAAGCAGAAGGCGCCAAUUACUUGGAUGUCGUGAGUCGCUUCUUGUGUAUUCUAUUUUCAGUUUGUUUUACAGCAAAUACGGACUGUUUUGAACAUUUUAACUAACUACGCACAGCUGAUUUCACCGUUCAAAAUGUCGGUUUCUGUAGUUUACUUUUCUUCACCAGAUAAUCUGGUACCAAACCAAGAUGGCCAAAGCGGAAAUCUGUUUGAUCAUGUGACGGACAGCACAACAGCAAUCAACACUUUGAACAAUACAAAUUUCAGUCCUCUUGGCGCCGCUUCUGAUCUAGAACUGUGAGUUUGGAAGAACUCAAUAAUAAUCGUUUUACCAUUUCUAGAGGUUUCACCAUAACAGCUGACACAAUCAGAAAAGGAAUCAUUGAAAACAAGAAUCUGGUUAUUUUUUUUGCUCGCGGUGCCUAUGAACAGCUCUCCAAUUGUUGCCCAAAUCCAAGCGCUGCUGCAGCUGAAGUAAGACAGCUUGCAACUGUGCAAGGUGUUGUCAUUGGGUAUAUUAACGUAAAACUAGAAAAAACAAGGAAAAAGAAACUAUCAGACCGUACUCAUCAAAAACCCAACUUGAUGCCCUUACUGGAUCAAACUCCGUAGAUGCAAAUUCUAUCAUCGGAAACAGUUCCUUGAGCGUGAUUACACUCUUUUAAUAUAUUCUGCUCACAAUUAUUCAUUUUCAGUCUACUCAAGAUCGCGCUUUGGUUGCACAACAAAUUUCUAGCCCACUCAUCCAAAUAAUUGAUGAUUUCUUAGCAAAACAAUACUGCCCCGAUGUCCCUCCGUACGGUAUGUCUAGAUUUUACUCAGUAAGAUGAAGAAAGGCAAUUUUAUUUCAGUCAACCCACCAUGCGAAGAUCCUAUUGAUGUUCUUAUUCUUCUACACGCAGAUGACAAAAACAAUUGGAACCUGAUCUUGAACUUCACAGCCUCACAGCUGAUUCCAGAUCUUUUGGGCUCAACAGGAUCAGUCACAUCUAAAACUCUCACUACUUCCACCCCUAUCAAUUUUGCCAUUGCCUCUUAUUACUACCUUGACGUUUUGACACACGCUGAUUUCACGUAUUUGCUGAGUCCUACCGAGUAUGCCAACUUAAUAGGUUCAAUUCCUUUCACGGCAACCAAGGGAACAGCCACUUUGUCAACGUAAGCGCAUGUUAAAAACUUUAAAAAAUAUAUGUUUUUGUUUUACAGAGCAUAUAAAAAUGCCAUUGAACUUUUUGAAGAUGGAAGACCAUACGCCAGCAAAAACUUGAUUAUCAUCACCGAUACUAUGGAGUUUGCUCAUGCAUUAAACUAAUUUUUCACUAAAUCGUAGUUAUUUUUAGUAUAAGUGAUAUGGAAAACGCCUUCUCGGAACAUGACUCAAUGGUACAAUUAGUUGGAGGAUAUACGUCUGCUUUGACAAUCAACACAAACACAAUUCCGGGAGCAGAUUAUCAAAUUAACGUUGAUGCAGCACAGGCAACAUUAGAAAGAAAUAUUUUCAGCGUGUAACUUUUCUAAUUCAGAUUGAUAGUCAAAAUAUUUACUCGCUCAGACAACUUGCCAACGCGCUGACUAAAAAUACGUGUAUCUACAAACCGGUACAAAGUACAUAUUUUAAUUAAAUUACAGAUAAAAAUUGAAAUUAUCUUAUUUUAGUCCCAACUCAGGAACCAGUUACCGUUGUUCCUACACUUCCAGGUCCUGUUCCAGUGGUAAAAGCACGAAAUGUCUGGCCUGAUCUCACAAUUCUCAUUGAUACUUCCAACAAUGCUAAGAAUCCAAUGGAUGAUAUCUCAUUUGAAAAGGUGACGCAAACUCGAAAAAUGUUUCAACUAAAUUUUCAGAUUCGAUCGUUCCUAAACAUUCUGUUAGGACAGUAUUCUGUGGGAAAAAAGGGUUCACGAUUCACUAUUGCUACCUAUGAUGGAGAAACUGUGGAAUACUCGUGUAAAUUUGUGGAGGUAGGAAUUGUUCACAAAGAAAGCACAAAAUCCAAACCGUAUACUGAUUUAGAUAGUCAAUUACUAUGAUUUAAGUUCCUGCCAAAAUGAAAGGCUAUCGAUAUAUUCACGAAAUCACAAGGACUAUCGAAAUAUGGCUCAGUAAGUACACACAACACAAUAACUUUAAAAAUGCCAUGUUUUAGAGUACUCACGGACGUUCGUCGAAACAUCUACGAAAAUUCAACUUCCGGAUACAGAUCUUUAAAUGAAAAUUUUGUCAUUUUGUUCACAUUGGGACAGUGAGCAAUACGUUACAAUUUUGAGACGGCAUAAAAUUCAGGUCGUCUGAUACUGCAACUGACGAUCUUGUGAACAUUCAACGCAAAGGCAUCAGGACAAUUUCAAUUGGAUUAUCAAACAGCAUGACGAACACCGACCUUUCUUUGUUCUCACAAACUGCAUACAUGGUCCCAGAUUGGAACUCGAUUUAUAGUGGUAUUGACACAAAUUAUAAUCUUGCCGAUUUGAUUUUCCAAGCAACCACAAAAAGAAGUAAUGUUUUGGUUGACUAUCAAAACAAUCGAAUAAUGAUUAUAGGAACUCCAUCCACAUCAAACUUCUUUGGAAAUUUGGUAUUCGUUGUUGACCAGUCAGCAAACAGUUACUCGGAUCAUAGCAACGUUGUUCAGUAUGUUACCAAAUCAGUAUCCUCUUUCUUGGUACAAUCUUCAAAGUGAGCAUUAACUAAAAUUGCAACCUAAUCAAAGAAUAUAUUCAAGAACACAAGUGAGCAUUGUUCCUUUUGCUGAUUCGGUCCAGAAUGUGCUGUCUUUGUCGUCUUCACAAUCGGUAAGUAUGAGUAUAAAGUGAAACUUAAAAUGAAAAUAAUUUUUUAGUAAAAGUUUUAUUUUUCCAUUUCCACAAACAUUUUUUACGUUUCCUUACAAAGUAUGUUUCAGGAAGUCGACCAGUACUUGAGGUCUUGGAGUCUGAGCUCAACUUCCUCGUCAUCCGUAGCCAAUGUUGGUAAUGCUAUUCAGUAUGUUUCCAAUAUGCUCGGAGACUCAUCGGACAAAGCUUCUUAUGUCAUUUUCGUUGUUGGUGCUUCAAAGUAUGUUUCAGAAAAUCUAUCGGCAUGUUACCUCUUUUUUUAAAUUUCAGUCUUACUGGAACUGAUCUUUCUACUCAACUUUUAAAACAACAAAAUUUGUACGUGAUCAAUUACAAUGUCACGAAAAAGGACAACUUCAAAAAUUUGGUGCUUUCUGAUGACCACAUUUUUUCGUAAGUCCGAUUUCUUUUCCCUGAGUAAAACUCCUUUGUUUUAGAGUUUUGAACAGCCAAGAACUCUUGAACCGCGUUUUCCCCUUGGAUGUUACAGUGAAAAAUCCAGUUCUACAGUUGAACGACGAUAUCUAUCGAAGUACUGAGAUUGUGCAGCAAGGCUAUUGAUUAAAAAAAAAACAAUUUCAGCGCAACAAACAUUUGAUGCUAACAAGUUCCCUACAACUUCCAUCGCUGCAGAUAUUGUUUUACUGGUUGAUGAAACUGGUCUUACUGACGAUGAUUUCUCCCGAAUGAAAAAUUUCUUGGUGGACUUCACUCAGCAGUUUGAUAUUGGUCCAGAGUCGACCCAGUUUGCCCUUCAAGCUUACAACGGUAGAACUAUUCCAAACGUAAAACUGAACGUUUCUGAAAAUUCUGAAAGUGUUGAAUUGUUUUCAGGACGGUUUCCAUUUGUUCGAAUCUACGAGUAGCAGCAUUGUACAACAAAGAAUUCAACAGUUAAAAUUGGCGAAAGCCACUGAAAAUUCAACAGAUGCGGAUUUAGCAGGAGCCAUCGAGCAAGAACUAUUUUUCUUCCUUCUAGAUUCAAACGGAUGGAGAGAAGAUAUUACAACUUACACAAUUAUUUUUUCACAUGCUGAUAUGUUCUAUAACCGCGAUACGAGCACUGCAUUAAAUGUAAAAAACUCGUCAACAGUGAGUCAACACGCGCUUUAUCAUGCGAGGUAUGUGUGAUCUAGGUUUUUGCACUUGGUCUGAAUGGUCAAAAGUUUGACUAUGUUUGGAAUUUCACUAACAGCGGUUUCUACGAGAUUGUUUCCGAUGUUUCUACCCUCACCAUGAACUCAUCAGCGGUUGUUGAUCUUCUAACAACUCUUGACAAUGGUUAGCUAUUAUAAAAACUACGUCGUCUGAAAUAACAAGCUCACAGAUUACAUGGAAGUUAUCUACCCGUCCGUGUUCCCAAUCAAAAGCAUUGUGAAGGCUGAUUUUAUUUUUUUGAUUGAUAACGAAUUAGAGAGCAGUUAUAAUCAGCAGGUCCAACAAUUUUUGAGAGAUUUUAUGGAAAGCGUUGGCACAUUCUCAACCAGUGGAAAUGACACGAGACUUGCAGUUGUCAGCUACGGAAAUUCUGUAGGUUCAAUUUUUCCAGCCUUUUCUGAAGUUUUUCAAGGUUUCCAUAAACUGGAAUUUGAAUGAUCGUCAAGAUGUGGAAUCGCUCAGAGAUGAUAUUAAUAACUUCCAAAUCUUGCCAUCUUCCGGAUCAAGCAAUCUCAGACGGUAUUUCGCGGUAGCUAACAACAUGUUGAGUUUUUUACAGAGCAAUUGAUGCGGUAAUCUUGAAUGAAGUGGAGUUUGGAGUAAAUUCUAGCCGACCAAGCUACAUUAUUGUAAUAGCAUCUUCGUCAACAAUAUCUCCAAAAAUAGAUGUUUCCACUUCUAGACAUCUGAAUUCUAGAUACUCAACUUAUGUCAUCCAAACCAAUUCAGACAACUCCACAUUUUCCUUUGCUCCUCAAGUGAUAAUUGUGUUCUACUUUACAAUUAUUCGUGUUUCUUUCAGGUUCUUGGCACACAACUCACGUCGGACCGAGUGGCUAUCAAUCCAUCUUUACAGUUGUCAAAUGACCGAAUGAAAACUUUUUUGCCUUGGAUUUCUGAUGGUAUUUGUUUGAAGGUUUAGUGUGCUUCUAAAUUGAAACAACAUUUCAGAAUACACUGCCUGGAAAACAACAUUUCCCGACAAAUAG
This is a messenger RNA of Caenorhabditis sp. 36 PRJEB53466, 7664 nucleotides long. Lineage: Eukaryota; Metazoa; Nematoda; Chromadorea; Rhabditida; Rhabditidae. The record is from the annotation of a GenBank genome assembly.